AUGGCUGAACCCGACCACACGGUUGUGCUUGUUCCUGAAGACGAGGUCUCUGACGAAGGCGUUUCAGAACUCGAGAGCGUCGUUUCAUCAAGCACCAGCAUCCGCAGCUCCAUCCUGGAGUAUCGUAUUGAGAAUGGUAGAACCUACCACAAGUACAAGGAUGGCAAAUACAUCUUCCCCAACGAUGCAAGGGAAAGCGACAGACUAGACCUGCAACAUGAGAUUAUGACCUACACGCUCGAUGGAGAACUUGGUGUGGCUCCGCCCUGCCGCGAAGAUGCCAAAGUCGGGCGUGUUCUCGACGUCGGCACCGGCACCGGUGUCUGGGCCAUCGAAUUUGGUGACCUGCACCCUGAAGCCGAUACCUCUCGCCCCCCCAGCAGGAGUUGUAAGAAGACACCUCCCGUCCGGCCCAACAGAGAGCUUCCUGAGAAUUCUGACUUUGUGUUCGCUUUUAGCGUUCCUCCUAACGUCAGAUUCGAGAUUGACGAUGUGGAGGAGGAGUGGAUUGAGUCAUUGCCGUUCGAUUACAUUCACAGCCGGUUCAUGAACGCGAGUAUAGCGAACUGGAAGGAAUACAUCAAGAACUGCUUUGACAACCUCGCGCCUGGAGGGUACCUCGAGAUGACCGAAACCCAACCCGACCCAGUCUCGGACGAUGAUACAUUACCCAAGGACUGGGCUGUGGCCAAGUAUGUUGAGGGUAUCCGGGAGGCUUCGGAGAAGAUAGGUCGAGUGUUCAUUGACCCUCCGACACUCAAGGGCAUUAUGGAGGAAGUCGGCUUCGUUGACGUCGAGCUUCGACAGUACAAGUGGCCCAUGAACGAAUGGCCCAAGGAGGAAAGGUACAAAACGCUCGGUCUCUGGUGCCUGGAGAACUUCAACAGCGCUCUCGAGGCCGUGUGCGUGGCACUCUUCACGCGGGUGCUUGACUGGUCCCUCAAUGAGGUGAACGUCUUCCUCAUCGAUGUGCGUAAGGACUUGAAGAACAAGAACUACCACGCCUACUUCAAUGUUUACUGCCUCGUCGGCCGCAAGCCCGAGAAGAAGGAGGACACCCCAGCCCCCCCGCCUGCGCAACCGGAGUCUCCCGCCCAGUCGGAGUGA
Colletotrichum higginsianum IMI 349063 is the source of this 1107-nucleotide messenger RNA. RefSeq names its product TAM domain methyltransferase. Gene Ontology annotation, molecular function: methyltransferase activity. The transcript has 9 exons. The record is from RefSeq and is a predicted model, not a curated record. NCBI's taxonomy places the organism in Eukaryota, Fungi, Ascomycota, Sordariomycetes, Glomerellales, Glomerellaceae. The coding region runs from base 1 to 1107 and encodes 368 amino acids.